Molecule: messenger RNA, 4675 nt
Organism: Aquila chrysaetos chrysaetos
Lineage: Eukaryota; Metazoa; Chordata; Aves; Accipitriformes; Accipitridae
Gene: SRBD1
Product: S1 RNA binding domain 1
Exons: 23
Coding region: 1045-3969 (974 amino acids)
Biological process (GO): translation; nucleobase-containing compound metabolic process
Molecular function (GO): structural constituent of ribosome; mRNA binding
Source: RefSeq, a predicted model, not a curated record
GGGGCUGAGGCGGGAGGGUGUGGGGCUGCGGGGCUCCGCUGGGAUUGUCUCCUGUGCUCCCCGCCUUCCUCGGGGACAGGAAGGGGCUUGUGAGGUGGCUUAGUCUCGUGGCUCUGCCUGGGAACUGAUGCCCUUUCCAGGCACGGGGGGUGAAAUUUAGCUCAAUUAGUCCUUCCUCUUGAAUGCUGUCAACGGAUCUGAGGAAAAGGGGGUGUCAUCUGGGGAAGAAUAGGGCUUCAAAGUACGUAUAGUGUAUUUUGAGCUCGGUCACGUUUCUGAGCUGAAAACCAGUGAUUUGGAUGGUAGUAAGUCACCAAGCAAGAAACAGUGCUUUACUCUCAACUCCCCUUGUGCCUGCAAGACUCUGAAACGAGUGUUAUUGCUGUGGUGAAGUCCACUGUGGCUCUCGCCAUGCAGAACACCUGCACAUCUUCCAUAUCCUUCAGGAGUGAAGACAUCCUGUUUAAUUAAGCUGAAUGGGAGUGUUACUGUAUGGCUAGCUUGGUGGAUUGGAGAAAAGGUGUAGUUGCACGUGAUGUAGCAGUCUGUUACCGAAUCAGAAGCUGUAUCCCCCUGGUUUUGGGUAAAGUUUCUUUUCAUAGGUGGUUUGAGUUAAGUGGUUUAAAAAAAAAUGCAUGGGAAGUGUUCGUUCCCCCAUCUUCCUGUGUAUACCUCUUCUGAUUCAUUGACAGGCUGCUGCAUAACACAGGUUGUUCCUUUUCCCCAGUGGGACCACUAGUUAUAGGAACAGGCUUUGAGGAGAAUGUUUUCUAAGGGCACAACCUUGGUGGUUUGCCUGUUUGGUCAUACUUCUGCAAUCCUGACUGGCUUUAUGCAGGAAAAGUCCUUGGAAAUCUACUGCACCAGCUUCUCUGAGCAAAAGUGUCUGGGAGUUCUCCAAGGUUUUAACCUCAAGAGGAUUACAGAUGAUGAUAAUGACUCUUCAGCUAUAAAGAGCAAAGGAAAACAGAGAAGCAGAGUGGCUGGUUGAAGUUGCAGGUGUCCCAGAACUGACAGUGGAAAGUCAACUGGGAAGCUAAUAAGAUGUCAUCUCUACCAAGGAGGGUGAAAUCUGAAGCCAAAGCCCUUACAUCAGAAGAUGAUGAACUACCUUCACUUCUUAAUUCGAGCUCUGAAUCAGAGGAGGAAGAGGAGGAGUGGGAGCCAAAAAGCAAAAUCGCCAAGAGACCUCGGUUGCCAAAGAAAAAUGAGGCAAAAACUAAAAAAGUUGCUUCUCCACGGUUGGCUGUGGCCAUGAAAAAGGUCAAGAAGAUAGCAGUAAAAGAGGAAAUGGAUGUAUCCUUGAUUAUUGCUCCUGCAGAAGGUGAUAGAAUGCAGCUUCAGAAACCUAAGGAAGAAGAUACAGGCACUAAACGAAAAACUUUAAAUCAAAAGCCAGAAGUGCCUAAAAAAAUGGAAAUCAAUUCAUUCCAAGUGAAGAAUGUAAAGAGUUUAGAGAGUGAUGAAAAACCCUCAACAAGCAUUCCUUUAGUGGGAAAUCAAGUGAAACAUGAGAAAUCUGAGGAGGAUUUUGCAUUUGAUGAACCACCUUUUAAAAAGAUUAAGUCAACUACAUGUCCUGAAGGAAAGCCAGUUAAAAAUCUGGGAGGCAACAAAGUAAAAGAAGAAUUUGGAAUGAACUGGGAUAUUGUACAGGCCUUGUCAGAAAUAACAAAUGUUGAACCAUGGGUAUGUGCAAACUUAAUUCGCCUUUUUCAAGAAGAAAACACAAUUCCUUUUAUUGCUCGGUAUCGAAAAGAGCUCAUCAAUAAUCUGGAGGCUGAUGCCAUGCGAGAAGUGCAGCAAACAUUGGAAGAGCUACGUACUGUUGCGAAGAAGACACAUACAAUGAUACAGAAGUUGAAGAAAGAAGGGAAAUUAUCUGGAUGCCUUUUAACAGCAUUAUUAAAUUGCAGAACUUUGGAAGAAUUAGACCAUGUGUCUGCGCCUUAUAAAACUGGGAGUAAAGGCACCAAAGCCCAGAGGGCCAAGCAGCUGGGAUUAGAACCUGCUGCUCUCUCCCUCCUGCAGAAUCCUAUGGAACUCAAUCUCUUUUCUUACAUUAGACCCAAUACCAAAGGACUUUCCACUAUCCGGGAAGUAGAGGCUGGAGUACAGCAUAUUUUAGCUGACAUCUUCGCUAAAGAUAAAGAUACACUGGAUUUUAUCAGGAAAUUAUGUCAGCAAAGGUACAUUUGUAUCCAGUCAGCCUUGGCAAAAGUGUCAUCCAAAAGUGGAAAUGAAAAAGAUAUCGAUAAAUUCCAACUGUACCAUGAGUUUUCUUGUAAUAUAAAGAACAUUCAGCAUCAUCAGAUUCUGGCCAUUAACCGAGGGGAAAAUCUGAAGAUCCUGACAGUGAAGGUCAACAUUCCUGACGGGGUGAAGAAUGAAUUCUGUUGGUGGUGUGUCAAUGAAAGAUGGAGACCAAAACAAUUUUUAAAACCAGAAUUAUUGAGGAUACUACAGAAUUCAGUAGAGGACGCAUAUAAACGCCUUAUAUAUCCUCUCCUCUGUAGAGAAUUCAGAUCAAAGUUGACAUCUGAUGCAGAGAAAGAGUCUGUGAUGAUGUUUGGGAGAAAUCUCCGGCAGUUGCUUCUGACCAGCCCUGUGAGGGGCCGUACUUUGAUGGGAGUAGAUCCUGGCUACAAACAUGGCUGCAAGUUGGCAAUUAUUUCACCAACCAGUCAGAUACUCCAUACCGAUGUCAUUUACUUGCAUUCUGGUCAAGGAUUUCGUGAAGCUGAGAAGAUAAAGAGGCUUCUGCUACGUUACAACUGUAGCACUGUCGUGAUUGGCAAUGGCACGGCCUGCAGAGAAACAGAAGCUUACUUUGCUGACUUAAUUAUGAAGAAAUAUUUUGCACCACUGGAUGUUGUUUACUGCAUUGUUAGUGAAGCAGGAGCAUCUAUCUACAGCGUCAGUCCAGAAGCGUCCAAGGAAAUGCCAGACCUAGACCCUAACCUAAGAAGUGCAGUUUCCAUAGCUAGACGCGUCCAAGACCCAUUAGCUGAGCUCGUGAAAAUUGAGCCCAAACACAUAGGAGUUGGAAUGUAUCAGCAUGAUGUAUCACAGACUUUGCUCAAAGCAACUCUGGACAGUGUGGUUGAAGAGUGUGUCAGCUUUGUAGGAGUUGAUAUUAACAUCUGCUCAGAAAUACUGUUAAGACACAUUGCAGGACUGAAUGCUAACAGGGCUAAAAAUAUAAUUGAAUGGCGAGAGAAGAAUGGACCAUUUAUAAACCGAGAACAGCUCAAGGAAGUUAAAGGUCUGGGUCCCAAAUCCUUCCAACAGUGCGCUGGCUUUAUCAGAUUCAAUCAAGAAUAUAUAAAGACCUUCUGCAGUAAUAAGAAAACUGAUCUUGGAAGUCAUGCACUUUUGACUAAAGCAGGUGCACAGGGUAAAAAGAAGAGUAAGCCAACACCAUGUGCCUCGCAACAACCGAAUCCUUUGGACCAAACUUGUAUUCAUCCAGAGUCUUAUAAUAUUGCAAUGAGGUUUUUAUCUUUCAUUGGAGGAAACACAAAUGACAUAGGAAAAUCAGAUAUGCAGCAAAAAGUAAAUGCAGUAAUUCAAAAGGAAGGACUGGAAGGCACAGCCAAAAGGCUAAAUACAACGGUGCACACGCUGCAGCUGAUCAUUGAUGGUCUGACUCAGCCUGAAGGCUUUGACAUUCGAACAGAUUUUGAUAAACCUGACUUCAAGAGAAGCAUAGUCUGCUUUGAAGACUUAAGUGUUGGUACUGUUCUGACUGGAAAAGUUGAAAAUGCAACGCCAUUUGGAGUUUUUGUUGAUAUUGGUGUGGGAAAAGCAGGUUUGAUUCCAGUGCGAAACAUAACAGAAGCAAAACUUUCUAAGGUGAAGAAGAGAAGAAGCCUCGGGUUAGGUCCUGGAGAAAGAGUGGAAGUUAAAGUGCUUAAUGUUGAUAUUCCUCGACUGAGAAUAACGUUGGAUCUUAUUCGUGUUUUAUGAGAGGGUUUUUUAUGAUUGAGCCUUCAUUUUAAGCUUAAGUAAUGUCAGCAAGGUUCUGGAGAUUCAGGCAUUUAAUGACAGUGUUGAAAAGGAACAAAUUUUGAAACCUUCAGCCUUGCUUUUUUUUUUUUUUUUUUUUUAAUCUAACAGUUUUUCCACAUUUCUUGAAUCUUUUCUGUUAAUAAUUGUUGGAACAGUUUAUUGGAUUACCUCCAAGCAACCUUGUUAUUUUGUCUGCAGAGCAAAUGAAAUUCCAGUGGACUGUCAGACAGAUCUCUUAUCUGUUCUGUCUGUGCAAGAUUUGCUGUCUCAAUCUUUAGUCAGUACUGCAUGAGCAGACACAUCUACUGCUCCCCUUCAAAAAAAACAGCCAUUCAGUUUGCCUGUUUUCUGAUUGAGAGUCUAAAAGAGAGUACCUAGUUGUAGAAAAAAGUGAUCUUUUUAAGUUAGUCGGUGAUGACAUCACUUCAAAAGUAGACUGAAAAAAGAGCAUCUACUAAUAGUAUUGUUGGUUCAGAAAUAUUCUACUUUAAUUUAUUUGAGCAACACUAUUAGGAGGUCUGUUUACCUGUCUUAUUAUUGCUUGUUCAGUUAUCAUUGAUUAACACAUAUGGAUGUACCUUUGGGUUUAAGGAACCUUGCUCAAAGGUGUCAAAAGACAUUUAUGUUGUUCUAUACUUGUGCAAAAUAAAAACUUUUCUGUCCA